Messenger RNA from Colletotrichum chrysophilum, 2481 nucleotides. It is a transcript of the gene SSL2, whose product is annotated as DNA repair helicase RAD25. The transcript has a single exon. Gene Ontology annotation, biological process: nucleotide-excision repair; transcription initiation at RNA polymerase II promoter. Gene Ontology annotation, molecular function: DNA binding; 3'-5' DNA helicase activity; ATP binding. The record is from RefSeq and is a predicted model, not a curated record. Bases 1 to 2481 code for a protein of 826 amino acids. Gene Ontology annotation, cellular component: nucleotide-excision repair factor 3 complex; transcription preinitiation complex; transcription factor TFIIH holo complex. NCBI's taxonomy places the organism in Eukaryota, Fungi, Ascomycota, Sordariomycetes, Glomerellales, Glomerellaceae.
AUGCCGCCGAAGAGGAAGGCUCAAGGAGCCGUCACCGGCAGCCUCAAGGCAGGAAAGGGCUCGGCGGUGUCCACGCCAGGGGGCGCUACCCCCAACAGGAGCGUCGCUAGUGAUAAUGAAUCCUCCGUGGUAGAUCCCAUCAGCGAAUCCGAAGAUGAGAACCUCGAGAAGAAUGUCGACAAGUUCUCCGUCGACGCCUACCUCGACAGACCAAAAGCAAAUGGACAAGAGUCCAUGUCGGCGCUGUUCAAGAAGAAGCGCGACUUCUCGUGGCUCCAGAUGAAACCCGACUCCACGAACCGCCCUCUCUACAUCGACCCAGCAAAGGGGCGCAUCUUCUUGGAGAGCUUCAACCCGCUUGCCGAGCAGGCGCAGGAUUUCUUGAUCACCAUCGCCGAACCGAUUUCGCGACCGUCCUUCAUACACGAAUAUGCCCUCACGACACACAGUUUGUACGCUGCCGUGUCGGUUGGCUUGUCUCCUGGCGACAUCAUCAACACCCUGGACCGCUUCUUGAAGAUGCCUUUACCGGAAAGCAUUCGCAAGUUUAUCGAAGGCUGCACACAAAGUUUCGGCAAAGUCAAGUUGGUGCUGAAGAACACUAAAUACUUUGUCGAGAGUACCGAUCCGGUGAUUCUGCAGAAGCUUCUGAAGGAUCCAGUCAUUGGACCUCUGCGAGUUCACGGAAACGAAGAGAUCACAACAACGGCUGCUCCUAAGCAGGGGCCCCUGGUCAUUCCAGGCACCGCUAACGCCGCAGGUGUACGACAGGCCGAGGAGCAGAAGGCUAAGGGUCGAGAGGGUGAUGCUCAAGCUCAGGAUAGCGAAGUCUACGCAGCGUUGAACGACGACGACGACGAUGACCAGGAAAUUACCCAUGCUUUCGAAAUCUCGGACGAUGCGGUGGAGACGGUACAGAAGCGAUGUCUUGAACUGGAAUACCCGGUGCUGGAGGAAUACGACUUCCGCAGAGACGAAGCCAACCCGAAUCUGGAGAUUGACUUGAGACCUGGCACGCUGAUUCGACCGUACCAAGAAAAGAGUCUGUCCAAGAUGUUUGGAAACGGCCGAGCAAAGAGUGGUUUGAUCGUCCUUCCCUGCGGUGCUGGAAAAACGCUUGUCGGAAUCACGGCAGCUUGCACUGUGAAGAAGGGUGUCAUUGUCCUCUGCACUAGCUCCAUGUCGGUUGUGCAAUGGCGAAACGAGUUCCUCAAGUGGUCAAAUAUCAAGCCGGAGGAUAUUCAAGCCUUUACAUCCGACAACAAGGGCGCGAUUUUCCCUGGUAACACGGGUAUCAUCGUUACUACUUACUCCAUGGUGACGCAAACUAGAGAGAGGUCUCACGAGGCGAAGAAGAUGAUGGAUUUCCUUCAGACCCGAGAAUGGGGUCUAAUGCUUCUCGACGAGGUUCACGUUGUGCCUGCUAAUAUCUUCCGCAAGGUCACGUCGUCUAUCAAGACGCAUUCCAAACUAGGACUUACUGCCACACUUCUUCGUGAGGAUGACAAGAUUUCGGAUUUGAACUUCCUCAUCGGACCCAAGCUGUACGAGGCCAACUGGAUGGAGCUGUCCGAACAGGGACACAUUGCCAAAGUGCAGUGCGCUGAAGUUUGGUGCCCAAUGACCGCGGAAUUCUACGACGAGUACCUCAAGGCCUCGGCGCGCAAGAGAGCGUUGCUUUACAUCAUGAAUCCUCGCAAGUUUCAGGCUGCUCAGUAUCUCAUCAACUAUCACGAGUCGCGCGGAGACAAGAUUAUUGUCUUCUCGGACAACGUCUACGCAUUGAAGAUGUAUGCCGAGAAGCUCCAGAAGGUGUACAUCUACGGAGGUACAGGUCAGGCCGAGCGCAUGAAUAUUCUUCAGAACUUCCAGCACAACCCGCAAGUUAACACUCUUUUCCUUUCAAAAAUUGGAGACACGUCCCUCGACUUGCCCGAGGCCACUUGCCUCAUCCAGAUCUCGUCGCACUACGGUUCCCGUCGUCAAGAGGCGCAGCGUCUCGGCCGUAUUCUCCGAGCCAAGAAGAGAAACGAGGAGGGCUUCAACGCCUUCUUCUACUCCCUCGUCUCUAAGGACACACAGGAGAUGUAUUAUUCCUCCAAGAGACAGGCUUUCCUCGUCGACCAGGGCUACGCUUUCAAGGUGAUCACACAACUCGCCAACAUUGAGAAGACACCUGGCCUCGCAUAUGCGGCUGCGAGUGAGAGACGCGAACUGUUGCAGAAGGUGCUGAUCGAGAACGAGGCCGGCGGCGAGGACGAAGUUAUCGAUGACUUGUUCCAUAGCGGCAACAUGGGUCGUGCCCCGGCCAGAGGCAAGAAGAAGGCGGCGGCGCGGAGGACAGCAGGUCUGUUGGGAGAUCUCUCUGGUGGCCAGGACAUGGCGUAUAUGGAGCAGAACAAGAGGGUCAAGCUCAAGAAGGCCAAGGCCGAGAGCAGCACCUUCUUCAAGAAGAUCCAGAGGGAGAAAGCUAAGCGCUAA